AUGGCCCCCACCCCAACCUCUUUGCUCUCCACCCACCAGUCCCCCUCCUCCGACCUCCACAUCAACCUGCACCCUCUCAUACUCCUCACAAUCUCCGACUACAUAACCCGUCACACGCUCCGCCGCCAGGAAACCCCCAUAGUAGGUGCCCUCAUCGGCCAACAGUCCGGCCGCUCAGUCAGCCUCGAGCACGCUUUCGAAUGCCAGACCGUGCAAUACAACGGACAGAUACUGCUGCACGAGACGUGGUUCAAAGACCGAUUGCAGCAGUACAAAGAUGUGCAUCUGGCUCCAGCUCUGGAGCUGGUGGGAUGGUUCACCACGAUCCCCGUGACGGGGCCGGAGGGCGCGCAUGUGCCCAUCCACCAGCAGAUCUUACACACCUACAACGAAACCGCCGUCCUCCUCGCCUUCCACCCGGCCAGCGUGCUCGAAGAAGGGGCAGCGGUGGGCGGCAAGCUCCCGCUCACGAUCUACGAGAGCGUCUACGAGAACAACGAAGGCCAAGGCAUGGAGGUCGACGGCGCCGAAGCGCCGCUGGAGCUGAAGUUCCGCGAACUGCCCUACAGCGUCGAGACCGGGGAAGCGGAGAUGAUCAGUGUGGACUUCGUGGCCAGGGGCGGAGGGAACGCCACGGCGAUCGACAGCGCAGCGAAGGAUACGAAAGGGCAGGCCUCGCAGAAGGCGGUUGGGCAGGUGGACAAGAAGGGGAAAGCGGUGGACAGGGAGAGUAAGGCCGUGGAUGAUUCGAGCAUGUUGAGUUCGGAGGAUGAAGAGCUCAUCGCAUCCCUCACCGCCCGCGCGAACGCAGUAAAGAUGCUCCACGCCCGCAUCCAACUUCUCAAAGCCUACCUCACAUCCCUGCCACCAUCCUACCUCACGACCACCACCACCGAUUCCCCCUCAGACCCCACCACACCCCCAACCGACGCCCCAAUCUCCGAAAUCAACCACCCUCUGCUCCGCUCGAUCCUCGCCCUGCUAUCGCGACUCCCCCUCCUGUUACCACCGGAACACCACUCCACGUUCCGGCAGGAAACGCUCGCCGAGAAAUCGGACGUGGAGCUGGUGUCGUUACUCGGGAGCCUAGGCAGGAGUGUGAAGGAAGCGCGGGAAAUGGGGCGGAAGUUCGGGAUGGUGGAGGGAGCGAGCAGGGGGAAGGGGAAGAGCGGGUAUAUGAGCAUGGCCGGCGGGGCCAUGGAUGAUGUGUGGAGUCAGGGAGUGAAUGGUGAUGGCGGGUCGGGAGGUGGAUCCAAUGGGGAAGGCUUGAGUAUGGAUGGCGGGUAUACAAUAUGA
Letharia lupina is the source of this 1296-nucleotide messenger RNA. RefSeq lists its product as uncharacterized. The transcript is spliced from 2 exons. The coding region runs from base 1 to 1296 and encodes 431 amino acids. The record is from RefSeq and is a predicted model, not a curated record. Gene Ontology annotation, cellular component: COP9 signalosome. Gene Ontology annotation, molecular function: protein binding; metallopeptidase activity. Gene Ontology annotation, biological process: protein deneddylation. Lineage: Eukaryota; Fungi; Ascomycota; Lecanoromycetes; Lecanorales; Parmeliaceae.